This is a messenger RNA of Adineta steineri, 480 nucleotides long. NCBI's taxonomy places the organism in Eukaryota, Metazoa, Rotifera, Eurotatoria, Adinetida, Adinetidae. The record is from the annotation of a GenBank genome assembly.
AUGUGUGACACUCGCCGUACAGUUUUCAUCUCUGCUUCAUUCCUUGUACGUGAAUAUAAAUCAAUUCCUGAAAAUAUUUUAACUUCUGCGUUGUUUUUCUUUGGUAGCAAGCGUAGUUGGAUAUUUCCGGCUAAUAAAGACGAUGAAGAUGAAUCACGUGAUCAACCAACACGGUAUCUCGACUUUCCAGCUGCGUUCAAGGAGCUCAUUCAAACAAAAGAAGCACGCAAUGAAGUUUUUUGGUUAAAACCAGAAUGUUCCUAUGAACGAGUGAGCACCUGGCUUGAAUCACUCGGAUAUCAUGGACUUCAACUCAAUGACAAUUACUGGCUUUCACAGCCCAAUGGUAAACAGAUUGUGGCAAACUAUACGAGUGGCGAACAUGACUACCAGCCAGUGAUUGAACUAGUCAACCAGUCGAAUGGAGAUCGACUAACCGCCGUCUUGUGCUAUUCCAGUUUAGCGUCAGAAAAUAAUUAG